Molecule: messenger RNA, 6895 nt
Organism: Erpetoichthys calabaricus (reedfish)
Lineage: Eukaryota; Metazoa; Chordata; Cladistia; Polypteriformes; Polypteridae
Exons: 14
Coding region: 520-4680 (1386 amino acids)
Biological process (GO): bicellular tight junction assembly; positive regulation of transcription elongation by RNA polymerase II; snRNA transcription by RNA polymerase II
Cellular component (GO): transcription elongation factor complex; membrane; bicellular tight junction
Molecular function (GO): cis-regulatory region sequence-specific DNA binding
Source: RefSeq, a predicted model, not a curated record
CCGCUUCUGCUUUCUGCCGACUUUGAGAAAAGAGCUGACUCACUUGCAGACACAGAGCAGGCCUUGUUCUUUGCUGACCCGCUUUUCACCGAAUCACAGGAGACCCUUUCCAUCUCCGUCCAAAGGAAUAUAACUGAACUGGUCUGAGGAGCUCAGGAUGUCUCCCGGGAGUCGAGGAGUUUAAGAAGAUGGAUGAAGCCUGAAUUAUGGAUGAAAAUCAGUGGGCCUCUUGACUGUCUUGCUGUGGGACUUGUUCUAAUUAUUGGAACAUUGAAGGAUCUUGCAAGACAUCUUAAUUGAACCCAUCGACUCGGUUAACGUAUUUGAAAAUUUGUAAAGUCAUUUGAUCUACAGAGUAAUGCACUAAUUUUUUAUCAAGUUCUUGGAUUUUUUAUUGGGAUACAAGUGCUAGAAAAGUUGGAAUGAUGGAUUUUUGACUGAAAUUCUAUAAAUCAUAAAACGGUGUUCUUAAAGGGAAAUUUUGCACAAUGUUAUUUUAGUGCACGCUCCAUUCUCAAGAUGUCAGACCCAAAAGAACUUCAUCAUUUUAGUAGACUGAACGAGAGCCAAUGCAAAAGGAGGCCAAUGAUCAGCCUUGGUGAUGACCUGGAUGACCUGCCGCCUCUACCAUUGAAUGUGCCAAAUCAGCAAUUUUCAGACACGUCAUCUGUGGGUCUACGCGAGUAUAAUGUCGACUCCUCUCACACUCCCUCUUGUGUCGAUUUACCGCUCUCCAGCACUCCUCCAGAGGAGCAAAAGGCCAGUAGGAAGCGGCUGAUGCCCAAAGCUUUGGAUGAUAUCUUCAACAGGUGGAAGAAGAUGGGGAGUACCCAUCCAGAGUCGCUUGAAGAGAACUGCCUGUGUGAUGGAGGUGAGCACACACCACCUCUCAGCCCACUGCUGGACAGGAAGAACCCAAGUAGAGUCAAGCCCAAAGUGAGCUCACAAGCUGAAUCUUUAGGGUCAAGUCAAUCCAAGGAGUGGCCACCCCCCUACACGGACGAGAGGCCGGACAAUUCCAGCCCUCUUAUGUCUAUCAAAGAAACUUUGAAGGAAACAGAGCGGAUGAGCUGGGAUCCAGCUGAUUACCAGGCUGAAAAAGAAGCCAUCUACCAGCUAAAGUACUCCUACUUGAAGUCCUGGCCCGGUCUUCUCCGUCUCUUGGCUGGGAUGCAGCUCCUUUUUGGGGCCAUGGUGUUUGCUUGUGUUUGUGCUUACAUUCAGAAAGACAGCCAGUGGUACAACCUUUUUGGUUACACCCCACCUAAUUAUGGGCUGUAUGGCAAUGGUGGAUACUACUCCUACUAUCGUGGGCCGAUGACCCCAUUUGUGCUUGUGAUCGUAUGCCUCAGCUGGCUGGUGACGGUCAUUUUACUGGUGCUUGGCCUCUCCAUGUACUACAGGACAAUUCUCUUAGAUUCCCACUGGUGGCCCCUCACGGAGUUCAUGAUCAAUCUGGUGAUGUUCCUUUUGUACAUGGCAGCUGGGAUUGUCUACCUGAAUGAUCUGAACCGUGGAGGGGCGUGUUACUCCAGCGUGGGUAUCAAUCCCUUGUUAUCCUCAGUCUGCCGGGUGGAGGGAGGCCAGAUGGCUGCUGUGGCCUUUCUUUUCAUCAACCUCUUGAUGUACCUCCUCAGCUCUAUUGUUUGUCUGAAAAUGUGGCACCAUGAGACAUCGAGAAGACACGAGGAUCUGCCAGACAUUCAGCUUCCUCCUUCUCCAGCCAAGACCAAAUCUAAGAGGAUUGUGUUUGAGGACGAAGUGAACCACGUGGGGACGAUAACCAAGCAGAUUCGAUUCUCAGAGGGCGGAGAAGAUCCCAGAACUCUGAACCAGUCAAUCCCCGCCGGAUACGUGCCUAAGCCACACAUUGUGCCUGACUAUGUUGUGAAGUAUCCAGAAAUCCGUUCUUUGUCGGACCGUGAGCAGUACAAGGCGGUCUUCAAUGACCUCUAUCCCGAAUACAAGGCACUACACGCGGAGGUGCAAGCAACUCUAAAGAAAUUCACUGAACUCGACGCCAUGCUUGUGAAACUGCCACAAAAAUCCAGGAAUUCCCAGGAAUAUCAGAGAGUUCAAAAAGUGGUGAAGAAGUUUAAAAUAAAAAAGAAUGAUCCCACCUUUCUAGAGAAGAAAGAUCGCUGUGACUAUCUGAAGGACAAGCUCGCCCAUAUUAAAGCGAAAAUACAGCAGUUCGAUAAGAAAAUGGCUAAUGACGUGGACUGCGAUUGUGGGACUCCGCCAGGCCUGUCCUCUGUCACCGGCAAGUGUUGGACUCCGCCAGGCCUGUCCUCUGUCACCGGCAAGUGUGGGACCCUGCCGGGCAUGUCCUCUGUAACCGGCGAUUGUGGGACUCCGCCGGGCCUGUCCUCUUUCACCGGCGAUUGUGGGACUCCGCCAGGCCUGUCCUCUUUCACCGGCGAUUGUGGGACUCCGCCAGGCCUGUCCUCUGUCACCGGCGAUUGUGGGACCCUGCCGGGCAUGUCCUCUGUAACCGGCGAUUGUGGGACUCCGCCGGGCCUGUCCUCUUUCACCGGCGAUUGUGGGACUCCGCCAGGCCUGUCCUCUUUCACCGGCGAUUGUGGGACUCCGCCAGGCCUGUCCUCUUUCACCGGCGAUUGUGGGACUCCGCCAGGCCUGUCCUCUGUCACCGGCGAUUGUGGGACUCCGCCAGGCCUGUCCUCUGUCACCGGCGAUUGUGGGACUCCGCCAGGCCUGUCCUCUGUCACCGGCGAUUGUGGGACUCCGCCAGGCCUGUCCUCUGUCACCGGCGAUUGUGGGACUCCGCCAGGCCUGUCCUCUGUCACCGGCGAUUGUGGGACUCCCGCCAGGCUGUCCUCUGUCACCGGCGAUUGUGGGACUCCGCCAGGGCCUGUCCUCUGUCACCGGCGAUUGUGGGACUCCCGCCAGGCCUGUCCUCUGUCACCGGCGAUUGUGGGACUCCGCCAGGCCUGUCCCCUGUCACCGGCGAUUGUGGGACUCCGCCAGGCCUGUCCCCUGUCACCGGUGAUUGUGGGACUCCGCCAGUUCUGUCCUUUGUCACCGGUGAUUGUGGGACUUCAAGCAAAGUUUAGAAAAAUGGCCGAUCUAAAUCCGUUAAUCAUGUACAGCGAGAGGCAGUACAACGGCCCUCAGCCCUAUGGUCCCCCACAAUCGCCCCAGUGGAAUGGCUAUGGCAGCAGGGCCAGCUUUGGACCACCAGCUGACAACUAUGGUGCUCCGUACCCUGCACCAGGCUCCUAUUACAUUGAGGAAAGUCCACAACACUUUUACAAAUGGUCCUCCCCACCAGGAAUCCUGAAGAUUCUGGAAUCUGUCCUUAUCCUCUUGUGUGUGGCCAUAUUUGCUUGUGUCGCUUCCACGCUGGCCUGGGACAUGGACUAUACCUAUGGUGGAUUAGGAGGCCUAAACUAUGGUGGCAUGGGCUAUGGUGGGAUGGGAGGUUAUGGAUAUGGUGGGUAUGGUGGGUAUGGUGGUUAUGGUGGCUAUGGCUAUUAUGGAGCUUAUACAAGCCCCCAAGCUGCCAAGGGCUUUAUGAUUGCAAUGGCUGCAGUCACUUUUAUCAGUGCCAUGGCCAUCUUCGUGGUCAGUGUGUCCAAGUCACAAAGUGCACGUGGCCGCAAGUUCUACCUCCUAGUGAUUAUUUUCAGUGCUCUGCUGGCAGGAAUGCAGCUCAUCGCCACCAUUGUCUACAUCAUGGGAGUCAACCCCACCGCUCAGGGUAGUGGAUCAAUGUACUACAACCAGAUCCUUAUGAUGUGCAGCACGGUGUACAACGGUGGAGCCUUGGUCAAUCAGUACUUAUACCACUAUUGCGUGGUGGAGCCACAGGAGGCUGUGGCCAUUGUCUGUGGUUUCUUGGUGGCCAUCCUCCAAGGGGUCAUCUGCUUCUUUGCCCAUAAAACCCGCAGCAAAAUCUGGCGCCACGGCAAGCCCAACAUUUACUGGGACAAGCCCCUGUCGCAGCAGCUGGGCGAGGGCCACGACGUCGAGGAGUGGGUGAACAAUGUCGACCCAAGCACCCGUGCGGAGACGGCCACCUUGGUCUACUCGGAGAAGCCAACUUCACCAGUCGACUUGCUCAAGAGCGCCACCUCCUACCCGACCAACCCAAGCAGCUACUUCAGUUCAGAUACUUACACCGACAAUGUGGAUCCAGCCAGCACUCCAAAAGACCCACCACCUGAAUACCCUGGUGAGACCCUCGUCUCCAGCCCCUCAGAUCAGGAAGGAGUGCGGCGCCCUGCAGCAAAACGUGGGAAGAGACGACGGAAGAACCCUGAACUGGAUGAAUCCCAGUAUGAAACCGACUAUACGACUGGAAUGGAUACCGGGGAUGAGCUUAACCAGGAAGACUGGUACAGCCUCUAUCCCCCGCUUAUGUCUGAUGUGAAGAGGCAGGAGUACAAACGCGAGUUCGACUCGGACCUCAAGGAGUACAAGAAGAUGUGUGCUGAGAUGGAUGACAUCAAUGACCAGAUCAACCAGUUAAGCAAGCAGCUCGACCGACUUCAAGAAGGUACCAUCCAGUACCAGGGAGUGGCGGAGGAGUACAACCGCCUGAAGGAUCUCAAACGGACUCCAGAAUACCAAACCAAGAAACUCCAGUGCAGAGAGCUGAGGACCAAGCUCUUUCAUAUCAAACGCAUGGUGGCUGACUACGACAAGCAGAGGCCGUAGCAGUGCUGGCAUCCAAGAGACUGGCAGAGAAACUCCAUGGUGGUUCGUGAAGACCCAAUUUUCUGAAGUUGUGGUGUUUCCGCUCUGCAAGCUUCACACAAGCAGUUGGAAAUUAUUCUUGCAGUGCUCUUCUGCUUUUUGAAAUCCAGAUCCAUCCAUUACUCUUACUUUUUUCGGUAUAGUCUACACAUCCUGUUGGAAAAAUCGAUGGAAGUGUCUUCUUCUCUCCCUCAAAUUGUACCUAAGCUCAGUUAUUUCUACUCUUAACUGAUUAAAUGACACAAUGUUAAUUAUUCAGUUUGGGUAAUAAUAAGAAGACAUCCACAGUUCAGAUGAGCUUCUCCAAGGCUGCUCAGGAGUUUUCAUGAAGGCCUGAACAUCACCGUUUGUUGGGUAUCCUUGGAAAGGUCGGGAGGCAGAGCUCAAACGUUUUCACUUGUGAUUUGUUUGUUAACAUGGGGGGCUCUCUGACAUGGAGUUGUGCAGUGGCGUUUUAUAUUUGUAUAUGGUUUUCUUCUACAUCUUGAAUCUAUGCCAUAGGUAUAUAUGUAAAUGGGGAAAGUACUGUCAUGGAGUCACCAUGGCUUUACACAUUUUUAGGCAUCUGUGAACAUGAUUUGGCUUCCUUCAGAGUGAUGUCAGGAUGACAGUCUGUUGUCAUGAUGAGUCAAACUAAACCUGUGAGAUGUUAGAAUUCAGUUUUGCUCCACUAGAUUUUGCUCCUCAGAGAUAACUCAAUAUCCCAUGAGUAUAUAAUAUAUAGAGAGUCUCCCUCUCUUUGCCAAAUCCAUAUAUGAUAUUCAUUUUCCAAAGUAACUUCAGUAUAAAAAUAAUCUGAAUGGUCAAAGCUCCCUAGUUGACAGGGUUGGAGCUCCCAUCAAUAGCAAUGUCUUAAGUGAUCCUUGGCGGAGAUCCAUCACAUACGGGUGCUAAAAGCCAUCUGAAGGGUACAUUGACCUCGUCUGUCUUUUGGAUGGCCUAAGGAACAUGAGACAAUAAGUGACAUCCUUCUUUUUUAGAAGUGUUGUCACCUGCAUGUCCGACUAGCAAGCACCAUGUCGCCACUCACCGACACCAUGAUGAACAGAAUGUACAGUAUCAAAAUACAGACCUUAAGGGGCGUGGCUUCUUUCCGUUCACUUCGGUGGACCUUUUUGGGCGGAGCUUCUCUUUGCAUUUUUUUUGGCCUUCUCCUGAAAUGAAAGAGUGUAUUAAAUAGAAGGAAAGUAUUGUAAUGGAUUUUUCUAUUUCAUUCCAUUAUUUACUGUGGUCUUAGAAAAUUUGUGAACCUUUUCAAAUUUUCUCGAUUAAUGCACAAAUGUCGCCUAAAAUGUGAUCAGAUUUUUGCAUCAGUCCUAAAAUUAGAUGAAGAUAUCCCACUUAAACAAAUGACACAAAAAUUCUUGUUCAUUUAUUUAUUGAGGAAAAUGUUCCAAUGUUGCGGAUUUGUAUGUGAAAAAGUAUGUGCACCUUUGUUUUCAGUAACUGGUGUCACCCCCAUUGCUGUGGCUAGUAAGUCCUGCUCAUCAGCUUGGAGUAAUUUUAGAAGAAGUAUGAUGUCGUUGGGCUUCCUUGUACAAACCGCUUGCUUCAGGUCCUUCCAAAACGUUUCUUUAAGAUUAAAGUCAGGACUUUGACAUGGCCACUCCUAAACCACUACACGAGGCAGUUUGGUGGACUUCAAACCUUGAGGUUAUGGGUUCAUUUUACUUAUUUGGCUGUCGUCAUUAUCCAAGGCGACUUACAACAUUUAUGAUUCAAUUAGUUCCAUUUGGUUUGGUUUUCCUGUUGGAGCGCAGGCAGGUGAAGUGACUCGCUCAGGACCACACAGGUGUCAGUUUGGGAUUUGAAUCCACAACCACAAGGUUUGAAGUCCAAAGCCUUAACCCACUAUAUCACACUAUCCUUCACCGACAUCAAGUGAACACGAGCAAGUCACUUCACCUGCCUGCGCUCCAUUUGGAAAAACAAGAAGAAAUGCAACUAAUUGUAUUUCAGAUGUGAUAAGUCACCUUGGAUAAAUACGUUAAUAAUAAUAUUAAUUUUUUUACGCAUUAACUAUUUUUCAGUACCGGGAUUCCCAUACUCGGUCCUGGGGACCCACUGUGGCUGCAGGUUUUUGUUCUGACCAGCUUUUGUUUUUAAUUGGACUCCUGGGCUAAUAAUUAAGUGAUGUGGUAUUUCCCAGAUUUUGUGUUUUUGGGAAUAAUAUAGA